Medioppia subpectinata is the source of this 774-nucleotide messenger RNA. The record is from the annotation of a GenBank genome assembly. Lineage: Eukaryota; Metazoa; Arthropoda; Arachnida; Sarcoptiformes; Oppiidae.
AUGAUAAUUUUUUCUACAAAUAACAGCGGAACCGGUGUUUACGAACAAGUCUUGUACGUAAUCGAGAUUCUCGAGGCUACAAAUGUAAUGCCAUUCAGUCAAUCCCAAACGAAAAUAAUCCAAUUUGAACGCGCUGAUGGUCACCACUUGAACGAUAAGAACGACCCUAAUGACAUAUUUGUGAUGAACAUUGAUGUAAACUUCAUUGAAGGAGAGGAGAAGGUGUCGGACAUUAUCACUGAAUUCCGUUCCCUUUUCCUGAACGGCAACUCCAGUACUCAUUCCCGUCGCGAGAGCUUUACAUUCAAACAGGAAAUCCAUGUAAAGCCGUAUUCGAGUGUAUCGAUUGAGGGGUACAUCAAAACGGUUAAAGAUAUGACACUACAUUUCCAGGCCGUCAGGACUUUCACCGCAACCGUUCCCAGACGUAACCCAAACACUCCGUUAAAUGGUUUAACACUUUUCGUGUUAAUCAGUAAAUAUGAGAAACAACACGAUAUGAUUGUUAACAACAAUUCAAUUGUUGUAAAACAAAACGGUAUAUAUAAGGGGUCGUUCGGGAUCAAGACUUACACUAAGGUAAUAGACUUAGCCGACAAUCAGCCUAUAACAAAAGAUAUGAUCACAAUCCCCACCACUCCUUCAAUCACGACAACUCCCGUCCCUCAAAACUUGACCACAAUCUCGACUCCAACUCCAACGCCGGGCACCGGUUCUCGAAAUGGGCCACCAAUAGAGCUGAAAACAUCCUUUAGUACAUUGGAAAUGAAUUGA